Mesitornis unicolor (brown roatelo) is the source of this 1346-nucleotide messenger RNA. RefSeq names its product MOK protein kinase (gene MOK). Gene Ontology annotation, cellular component: nucleus; cytoplasm. The annotation marks the transcript as partial. The transcript has 10 exons. The record is from RefSeq and is a predicted model, not a curated record. Gene Ontology annotation, biological process: protein phosphorylation; intracellular signal transduction. Gene Ontology annotation, molecular function: ATP binding; protein serine/threonine kinase activity. Lineage: Eukaryota; Metazoa; Chordata; Aves; Mesitornithiformes; Mesitornithidae.
CGUAUAAACCCGUUGGUAAGAUAGGAGAGGGGACAUUUUCGGAUGUCCUGAAGGUCCUGAAUCUUAGGGAUGGAAAAUACUAUGCGUGCAAAGUCAUGAAGCAACAUUUUGAAAGUAUGGAGAAAGUGAAUAAUCUGGAAGAAAUACGAGUCCUAAGUAAGCUGAGUCCGCAUCCCAAUAUCGUGACAUUAUAUGAAGUGAUUUUUGAUAAAAAAGCUGGCACCGUUUCACUGAUACUUGAACUGAUGGGCACGAGCAUUUAUGAGUUGAUAAAAGGAAGGACAAAGCCAUUACCUGAAAAAAAAAUUACGAACUACAUGUACCAGUUAUGCAAAGCCCUUGAUUACAUACAUAGAAAUGGGAUAUUUCACAGAGACAUCAAACCGGAAAACAUCUUAAUAAAGAAGAAUACCCUGAAGUUAGGAGAUUUUGGAUCGUGCAGGAGUGACCAUUCAGAGCAGCCGUACACAGAAUACAUCUCCACGCGCUGGUACCGAGCACCUGAAUGCUUGCUUACGACCGGCUACUAUGGUUGCAAGAUCGAUAUCUGGAGUGCUGGCUGCGUUUUCUAUGAAAUCACAAGUUUAGAGCCCCUCUUUCCUGGAUCCAAUGAGCUGGACCAAAUUUCCAUAAUCCAUGACGUUCUAGGCACCCCUCCUAGCAAAACUCUCAACAAGUUCAAGCAGUCAAGAUUUACGAGCUUUGAUUUCCCCUAUAAAAAAGGAAUGGGAAUCCCUCCCCUUGUGAACAGUUUGUCUCCCCAAGGCUUCUCACUCCUGUGUGCCAUGAUAGAAUACGACCCUGAUGAGAGAAUCGCUGCCCACCAGGCCUUACAGCACCCUUAUUUUCAUGAACUCCGGGCAGCUGAGAGGCAAGCUUUGGCCACGCACAUAGAAGUCAGACUUUCAGGAAAUAUGGCAGGGCAAAUACCUCUGCAUCCGUGGCAGAUCCCAAAGGAAAGUCAAAGACAGCAUUCUCUUAGGAAAGGCCAGGGAAAACCAAACCAGCACCACGGACCUUCUCAUGGAUUACCAGAUUUUCCCAAACUCAGUCUUUCUGGACCAGCCAUGUUGCCUUCAUGCCCCGCUCCUGCAUUGCCCUCCAUCUGCUGGGCUCCUAAGAGAAGCGGAGCAAUCCCCGUGUUCCAACCUGGUGGAUUCCCUGGAGCACACGGCGAGGUACAGACUCGUCCCUCGCUCACUGAGGCGCAGCGGCGAUACGUGUUUGACAAAGCGCGUCUCAGACCCAUGCCGUUUCAUCAACAGUCUGAGAAACAGAAGGCGCUUAAGUCUCCCCCAAAAUAUGUCCGCUUCCCGGUUGUAGACCGAAGAGGCGGAGGUUUCUGA